CAGGAGGAGAGCCCGGCAGCUGGAAGACUGGCUGUUUCCUGAAGUAUUUAUAACAAAAAGAGACUGAAGAGGAGAGAGGCUGCCAUGGUUUCAGUCCACAAUGGUGAGGGUGCGGCUGAAACUCAACACAGACCUGUGCUCCUUCCCCCUCAUGAGCUGAAAACCCCCCAGAGAGGAAAGAACUGGAUCUCAUCCAACUUUGUGUUUGUUAUUAGCAGAGUAUUUUGUACAAUAUUGUUAUACUUAAGAGUCUUAAAGUGCAAAUAAGCCUAUGUAAAACCAUUUAUUAUUUGGCCCCCACAUUGUAAGCCUUUGUAUAUUGUUUUAAUAUUCAACCCUGCUCAACAUUUUCCAUCUUUCAUGUUUCUUCUCCGUUUGCUCUCAGUGGAUGUAACCACUGACCUGCAUCACUCUGCAUUCAUCACUAUCAACAACACCCCAACGGCAGUGAAAGUGGGCGCUUACAUCCUCACACAAACUGAACAUUUGAUUCAGGUCAUGAAAUUCAGGAAAGAAUACAAAAUAUGUCCAUUACUCUGAAAGGUGACAUCAGUAAAUCGAUGUUAUAUGGGGAAUCUUCCUACAUGGACACACACAGUAUGGUGUGAAAAAGCAAAACGGAACAAUUGAGCUUCAUUCACAACAUUAAACUUUAUAAACGUUCUCACUCUGUAGAUUUUUUAGAAAAUGCUUGUACAAGAGAGACAUUUUACUUCUUAGCAAUUCAAUUCUUUCAGAAUUCACACAAAAAUUGUAUGCAUAUAAAAGAUCCUGCAAGAAUGACUACAGAAAAACGUGUUUUGUACCACUUUUGGAUUGUUGAGGGGUUUCAAAAAUAGGAUUUGAAAAAUGGGGGGAAAAGUAUGGAAAAUUUCAGCAUACUAAAGACAUUAAAAUACUGUAUAUACACACAUAUGUAAAUGAAUAAAAUAGUUAAAAAUUUUUUAAUAAAAACAAAAAUAAAUAUAUAAAUAAAUAAAAACACAAGACAAAAACAACAAUAAAAACAACUACAAACAAACAAAGCAGAAAAAAAAUUCAUCAGCAUAUACAUAUCUUUAUCAUUUACCUCUGGGUAUCAUUUUUAAUCUUCAUAAUCUACCUCCAUUGGUAGAUGGAGGGAGUGGGAGAACAGGUUUUAAAGGAAGUUUUUAAAGAAGCUUGGGAAAAUUAUGCUGCAAAAAGAAGAGAAAAAACACAAAGAAGUUGAUGUAACAACUUAGAGUCAAUUUUCCAACCUGAUUCACUCAUUUAAACUGUCGUAAUGGUUUAAUGUCUGAAUUUCUAUGAAUGGAAGUUUUUAUUCAGUGAAAUAACUCUCAGGUGUGUCUCUGGCCCCGCCCCCAGCUCCUCGAACGCUCUGAUUGGCUGGUUCGAACAGCGCAGCCCACAAACACACAGCAGCGGAGAACAUGAGUAACUCUGCUGCUGCUGCUGCAAACCGGGACGUUCACCAACUGAACAUUUCCCACAAGGAACAACGGUCCCACUUCAUCGCAAACCACCUGGAUUUUCUUCUUGAAGACUCUUCUCGCUCCUGUGCUGCUGGUGAGUCACAAACUUUAACUUUAUACGUGGAUUUAAAAGAAAAAAUGAAAGUUUUUCCUGAAAGUUUUCGCUUGAGUCGCUUAAAAGUUCCUCCACUCACCCCAAAAUCCAUGAGGGAGCCUCGUGGACGCUGUUAAAUGGGAAUGAGAUCGAAAAUGAAACUAAGACGUUUAUUUUAAUAUUCAUAUGACGUUUAAAAUCUCAUUAUUGUAGCGAUAAAGUCAGGUAAAAUGCAGAGAGUUGGAAAAUAACGCGAUGUUUCAAGUUAUGUUUGAGAGUUUCACAUUUAUUUCGCCUAACUUAUCCAUAGAGGAUGCUAAAACUUUCAUUUGGUGUAUUUAAAUGCUCAUUAUUUUUAUUUUUUGCCUUAUUUUAUGUGUUACUGUUUUCCCCUUCAACACCUGUAAUCUGCAGCACAAUAACAUCCCAGUUUGUAUAUCCAUUUAUCUAUUAAUGCUUUGUUUAUACUUACCUGUUAAACAGAUCUCUCACUUUACUUUCCCAAUGAGCUACAAUUACAUUUAAAUGAAGCUGCUCCUUAAACCAAUUACCACCCCUGCUGUGUGCAGAUUUCACUCUUACAUAAUGACACUGACUGACCUGAGCGUGUUUGUGUUGAUUGUGAGACAACAGUGUGUACUAUGAGCACAUUUAUCCUUGAUUGGCAGGUGGACAUUAAUAGGUAAGAGGAUCAGCGGUGUAGUUGUGCAUAUCUAAGUUAGGAGACAGUGUUUCCUGCAGAGUCGCAUGAGGAUGGUGUAGGAUAAAGUGGAUGUUGUGUUUGUUUUUGAGGCAAUACAGUAUAAUACAGUCCUCAAUGCAGUUUCAGUCAUUAAAGUGAUAUUCCGGCGUAAAAUCAAUUUAGGAUCAAACACAAACAUCAAUCAUACCGAGACGCUAAGGCAGAAGAACUACGUCUGCAGAGCAAAAUGAUAAAUAUGGUGAUUAUUACUUCAAAGAAACGAUAAAGAAAUUAUCAUAAAUGUUCUUCCUUGAGCUGCGUCACCCCGCUGUAGUCCGUAAUGGACUGGCCUGAGGUUUCGCUACAAACAAACGGCUGCUGGAAGAGAGUAGGUGAGUUGUGUUUAGUCUCUUUGCUAAAGAAAUUAGGGAAAGUAAAAAAGAUGUUUGGUGGCUAGUACUAUGGCUGGGACCCUGUACUGUUGAUGAAGUUAGGUGCUGUUCUGAGCAUUAUUUGUGGCUAUAGAGUGGCAUUUUGGUUGAGGUUUGUUUAUGGCUCCUGAAACCACUGUGUAUUGCUAUCGUACAGUCGUUACUGAAGUUGGUAAAACUAGAGAAGCACGCGGUCGGGUGUCUAACUCGUUGUUACGGUGUGUUUGACCCUAAAUUGAUUUACACUGGAAUAUCGCUUUAAAGCUCCUGUGAGGUACUGUUGUUUGAGUUGGUUUUGGCGCCCCCUGCAGACAGGGUUCAUGUCAAGGUGGCACUUCCUAACAAAAUAAAUGUGGAACUGCUUUCUUCUACGGGUCAGGGGUAUUGCACACUGUAAGUUUUCGCCUUUUUAGAGGAUACAAAAAUGUGCUUCUUUAAGAGCUCGUCCUCAGAGGUAGCUGUGCUAAUAGGGGUGAGCAAGGGAGCCUCUAAACUCCGAUCUGACGGCUAAAUCAUUAAAUAUUGAUAUUCCAACACACUGAACCUUUGCUACUGGUGCCAGAGUCCUCCGUAUCUGUCAAGACUCAAUUUUUUGUGAGACUAAUUUGAGAUUAUUUCAGAUUAUUAUGCGUUAUUCACCUAUUCAAGUGCAGGUUGAAGGCUGUGAUCGUUGCUAAUGAUGAAAUUACAGCACCCUCUACUGGACAAACAAUGUUGUGACACAAUAUAAAUCUUGUGAAACAUUCUGUAUAUGCCAAUACCAGUCUAAAAUUAGGGCCCAUUAUGCUCUGAGGCUCGUGUUCCCAUUGUGCCAGAAUAAUUGAGAAGGGUGCAUAAAUUUGAAGUCCUGAUAUGCGACAGUCCUGGUUUCCUUAGAGAGGAAACUAUGAUGAAGUAAAGCCGGGGCAGGUGCUUCCACACACCAGGAAAAGACCAGUUCACACACUUCACCUCAGACCCUGGUGGUUCGGUUUAUUUUUGUCCUCACAACAACAAUAACAAGUUUAAUGUGUUCGACCUUGUGUUGGAGUCUUUUCCUUUUUUUCCCUCAUUCAUACGAGUCUAACGUGAAGCCGUGGUUUAGAGUGAAUGACUCUUUCCACUUUAAAAUCUAGUGCAUGUCAUUGCUAUUUUAUGUUACUACUAUUACACACGGAGUUCAUGAAAUUUUAAACUCAGUAUUUGAAAAAGGGGAAGAGGCUGAAUGAGAGCAGGCGUGUUGCUGUUAUUCAUCCUCACAUGCUGCUCAUGGAAUAUUAACUAUUUCCUUUUUUAGUUAUAUAUCUCAUGAGGAUCACAUCCAGAGACUUUCACCCUCUGAAUCUAUCCAAACAUUAUUCUGCUCAUUGGUUUAGUUUGUCCUUAUAUGAAACUGUUAAAAUAAGAGUCAGAGAUGAAGUACACAAAACCAAUCUAGACUUUGGUCGUAUUCUUUAGGGUUUGUUUGCCUUGAGAACAAAAAUACACUCUCAGAAUUUUAAGUUUUAAAAGUUUUACCCUCUUUUCCCCCCAAAAUUUUUAUUCCUAGAUGACAGCGAUUUGUUUUUCAGCUGGGAAAACCAACAAGAAUGAAUGAUAAAGUAAAUCAAUGAGCUGAAAUUAGUUUUUUAAGUAUAAUUUUUGGGCCUUUUGUCUUAAUUUUUUAGGACAGCUUCAAGAAAAAGACAGGAAACAUGAAGAUAGCGAGGGUCAAUGACGUGCGUCAAAUCAUGUUGUAGCCAGGAUUCAGGAAUCAAUCCUCGGACUGUAGCUCUGUGCAUGUGGCACCUGCUCAAAUGAGCCAAACCAGCACCCUUUAGUAACCUUUUCAGAGCUGAUCUUGCACUAAUAUAACAUGCAAAGGCACGUCUUCUGCAUUGGAAGGUUUGUAAAAUAAGGCUUGAGUACAGAACCUGUCUGCCAGCACUGAGGCGUCUCUGAUUGGUUCAUAAAAGUUGGUUUAUCUGCAGUUUAGUUUGACCAGGAAGUAAAUAAAACAGAGUUUAAUGGUCACUGUAUACCUGACUGAAUACAGAGAGUAUCUGGGUGUGUUAAUUGGCAGAGUUAUUACGUGAAAAAAGUUUAAAAAACAGCUGUUUUCACUGUUACUUUAAAGCUGCAGUAAGGAAGUUUUUUUGUUGACAUUGGCGCCCCCUGUAGACUAAGAGAAACCUCUUCUCUCUUGUCCUGUACAUAUGAAAGCUGAGUUUUCAGACCUAAUCCUGUUUUCUUUAUUCAUUAUUAUUAUCAUUUUAAGUUAAAACAAGUUUAUCCACCAGCUUGUAAACUUUAUGUCACUCGUGGCUCUAAGUUCACCGGGUCAAAGUGAAGGUGUCACAGUAACGUUGUUGUCCCCUGUCAGCCUGUAUAACGAUCCGUCACCAGACCAGCAGAAAAACAAUACACCAGUGUGUUGGAGACAAAGCUGUCAGUGAAUGAGGAGCGGCCCUAAUUCCAACUAUCUUCAUAAUCACCAUCUGCUUGAUGUUUGGCAUCAGGCCUCACAGCUCGAGCCUGCCAGGGUCCCGAAAGUUAAGACCGGGGCUCUCUCACAAACACACACAGCAGAUGAGACAAAGAGGGCUUAAUGAGUUAAAAAUGCACGUGGGCACAUAUGGGCUGUGAUGCUGCGUGUGUGGACACAAAAGAGAUGAUAAUGAAAUCUUGGAUUAGCCCUCAUGUAUUUAGGGUACGGCUUUGAGGAGGGGCUGGUGAGAGGUGGGCGUGGCUGCCUGUGGUUAAGUGUGUGUGCGUGUUUUAAAUGGUUGUUUGGUUUUGUAGUGGAUCAUGCAUUAUAAAAUGGUUUGGAUUAGCAUCAUUUGGACGCUGUGAGAUAAAGGAGCGAUCACUGAUUUAUUUCUGAGUGCUUCAGGUCUUCUCAAGAACUUUUUAUCCCAUUUGAUAAGUGAGGUUGUUGGUCAGUAAUAUUUGUAACAGGACAGAGAAGUGGAAUAGUGUGUUUUUACUAACGCUAAUGUUUUGGUUAGACUUUUCGCUCUUGCUCUUCAGCUGGUUAAUACUGUGUCCAAACUGACCACUCGUCACCUGAAUAAGUCAAUAUUACUCAAAACGUGGUUGGAAACCGAUCACCUGAAGCCAUUUUGGUCUAAACAAACCAUAAACAUGAAUAAACCAACUCAUUUAUCCCCUCAGUGAUCAGGCAGCUAAAUGCUGAGAAGUAGCGGAUUGGUGGCCUGUGUUGGAUUUUAGGGUGUUGAAACUGGGUCUCAGGAUUGUUUGAGUUCUUAUUUUACUCCUUUUUAUUGCAUUAUUUCUUGUUGCAUUUUGAUUAUUCCACUGUUGAACAUAUUGCACAUGUAUUUAUUAUCUAGUUAUUGAUUUAUUGCUGAUUUGUGGUGCUGACUGGAGAACGUUUGGGCCGUAUGCUGCUGUGAAUGUUUGGUAUUUGUCUGUUCCUUGACCGUUUAAUAACAAAGCGGGUUACUGUGAAGUGAAUUGCCCUUCUGGUCUUAAUAAAGUCAUCUAAAUCUGAAUAAAAAGUCGUUUAUUUAUUAGUUUGAUCGUUGUAACCUAAAAGCUUUCUUUCCCAAUUCAGUUUGGACUUUGAAAAGAGCACUGCUCAACUUCCAGUGAACACGGUGGUGAGCUCCAUCCUUCGGGGGUGAAAGAGAAGAAUUGUAGUCCAGUAUUUUGCUCAGAGUGGCAUAAUUCAGUAUUUAGGAUUGAAUCGUUUUAUAUGCAGAAGAAGUCAGGUGGAAAAGUAUAAAGAGCUCAGAGGUUCACUCCAGGUUGUGGUUGGGGGGUAAAGUCCUUAACUCUGCACAACGAGGACAAAUUUCCAUCAAUAAUUAAGAUUUAAUGAUCCCAGUGUCGUCUGUUAGAAAAUCUAAUCUAAGAGGAAAUAUUUCCUUUUUCUUCUGUUUCAUGUUUCUCUUGUUCGGUGACACUUUUAAUCACUUUAUCGCCAUGACGCCAUCAGGAAGCAGAUUUCUCCCACCAUGUCUAAGUUGUGGUGAGGCUGAUUAAGGUGAAAGGUGCCCCAGUUUUCAAAUCCUAUCCUCAUCCCAACACACACACUCACACACACACUCACACACACGCUCUAACAAGGAUUAUUUUAUGACAAACAAAGGUGGCUAAUUAGGCUGAGCUCCGCGACCCUUGACCCCUCAGGUCUCCUUGGCUCGACCUUCUGUGAAUGGCUUUGGAAGGGGAGACGGGGCUUAUCUGAAGUGACCCUGAUGAAGCCUGUUACACGGCGGAGAAAAUAGGCCGUGAUUAUUGGCAGAAAUCUGAGGCGUCAUGAAACUAAAUGAAUGUUGUAAAUCAGUCGGUUUCUGCAGCUGCCAAAGGUAACUGAACUAAUGAUGAGGCGCACUUCUGUUCACGAUGAGAUGUCAGUUUCUCAUAACUGAUCAGCUGUGUGUGAGUGUGUGUGUGUGUGUGUGUGUUAGGUGUGUGUGUUUAGGUUCUUCAAACUGCCGCUUCUGACACUGCAGUUAGUCCACCGCUGUGUGAAUGUGUGUGAGAUCAGCAGAAACCUCUAAAGCAGGCGUCCUGCCAGGUCUGCUGCAGCUUAAAGGGCGCAGCGCCUCUGUGGCGGUCACUGCAGAUCGCCUCUGUUAAACCGAGCGCUGACGUCACGCAGAAAGAAGAUGACUCUUAGGAAAAAAACAAAAAAAAACAAAGGAUAAAUCUCUAAAUGUGUGUUACUCGGACAAAGUGAGCUGUAUGUUUGCAAACCAAACGGGGACAUAUGAUGUGUCAUCUGACUUCAUGCACACACUCAGUCCAUUCAUUCAAGUGUAACCGUCGGGCUCGGAGACUCUGCUCGCCUGAAUGAGGAUCUCUUUUGAGGAAGCGUAGUUUAGAUAUCCGCUCAGUUUGUCCUCGAAGCGUGCUCAUGGUUUCAUAUCUGUUGUUCAGAGCAUCUGUCAUCGUUAUAGUGAGGAUUUCUACAGAUAAGGGAAGUCAGGGAGACGGAGUGAAUGGGAUUUUUUUUCCCCCACUGACUAGUCUAAAGAUAAGCGAACAUGAGCGAAAUCUCCAGCCUUCAGUCUGGACUGAUCAGACACAGACUUCCUAAAACUUCGUCUUCAGAUCGUAGAUCAGCUAAACUGUCCUUAGAGAUGUCAUCAAUUAUCUGUGCCUGCUUACAUCCAGGCAGUCGAGCGUUAUUACAGUAUGGUACAGCUCUGACAUAUGACCAGCAAAUCAGAGAAUAUCACUUCUUUAACCACAGGUACCAAUAUCGAUGAUCUAUCAGUUAGGCGGUGAGGCAGCACGGCAAUGAAGAAUAUGAUGAUGAUGAUGAUGGUAUACCUGCUGCUCGGGUUUAUGGACUGGAGGAAAAAGAAGAAUCGCAAAUAAGGCUGCAAGCUCGAUUUUGAUUCUUGCAAAGGAGUCAUUCUCACAACUCCUCCAGUGACGUCAGCCUUUGGCCAAUCAGUAACCUGCGGUCUGAUGACAUCCUAUUUUCAGCUCGACUUACCUGGGAUUUCCGCCGCAUUAGGAACGGCUCCGAUCUGGAACGGCGCGAUUUUCGCUGUACACCAAUUCCUACAAGAUCUGUUUGUGAGGCGAAUUUCGUGGUGGAUUACAGACAGAAGGAGAACUCACAAGAACCCGCGGAUUCACGUGUAAAGCCACAUAGGCUAACCAUAUAAGCAGUAGACUGUGUCCUUCCAGAGGAGGAAAUCUACUUCUAGACUUCUAGAAUCAGCAUCUCCUCAUCCAUGGUGUCAUUAGGGUGAAAUGACGUCUAAAAACCUUUCACUUGUUUGUCCUCGCCCGUUUGCAUGGUGUGAAAUAUGAUCCACCUGAAACACGGAGUGUUUUAUUUUGAAAGGAAUCCGGAUGUUUUAUUUUGUGUCCUUGACUUCCUUUCCAGCACGGGUUAAUCUGUGCUGAAUUUAUCUGGCAUGCUCCGGCGUCCGGAAAAAAUAGAACUCUUGCGAUCAUCUGCGGAAUCCAACGAUCCGCAGCGCAACCGAAAGAAUCUGGUGGAAAUUGACACAUUAACUUGAAUGGUUACGAUCGGCGGAUACGGCUCUUUUAUAGCUGUUCCGAAUGUGGUGGAAAAAGAGUCAUGUAUAAAUCCAUUAUUCCCUGCAGGUUAAAGUCAAAUAUCUUGAUAUUUGAUGGAUUUUUGAAGAAUUGAUGAUACUAAAGGCUCCAGAAAACGUCUCAUUUUAAUCUCUCAGAACAAAAGAGGUGCUGCUCUUGAUCGAGUCAGUUUUUCCUCUAUUAUAUUAAGUUGGAAACAAGCGAACCUCCUUUUAAAACAGCAGAUCAAACUGAGCCGUCGACCACCAGAUCUCAUGGUCUACUUGGUACAAUUACUGUUUUAGUCCGAGGAGUCUGGUGACUCCGAGGAGAGUGAUGUAAAGCUGAAUUUGGUUAAAUAAAACACUGUUUCACCAUCUCUUUACUAUUGUUACGAGAAUCUUAAAAUAACAGUCUGAGCUUGUAGGUGGAAAAACUUUGACUCAACCACUUCUUAGUCAGUCAGCCCCGCUUGUGAAAAUAGUGGAAGUCCCCUUUUCGUUUUAUAUGUUUCAUUGAGAGACUCUUGACUUCCUCUUGUUUCCUCAAAUCUGCCGCUGGGUCGAGUCUUUUCUCUUGGGAAGCAGAGGCCGACAUGUUUUGAGUAAAUACACGGCUGAUUUUAUCUUCAUUAUGACGCCAAGGACAAUCUUAUCUCAUGGCAGCUCAUGCAGACUGGAGGUCUCGCACUGGUUUUACUUCUGGUCCAGCAGGUGAAGUAAAGCAGAGCAGGAAGUCUGAUCCUGAGUCAGCACCGGGGGUCUUUUGAAACCCCGGAGGUGACCCGGUGGCGUGUGGUGAGCCGAGGAUUAGCGUCAACAAAUCAAAAUGGGAUUGGCAGGUGGCUCCCACUCAUUCAAGCCUUUAAGAUGGACUUUACUCCCACUGUCUAACCUCUGAGGAAAGGCGGCUCAGACAAGGACGAGAGGAAGGAGGCCAGGAAAGGUUCUAAUCCCGCUUGAAAGGAGACGAGUCUUUUUAGUGAAGAAAACCUCCAGGAGCAAGCUUGCACAGGCCCGCUUUAGAAAGUAGAGUUUGAUUGAAGAUGUGGGGUUCAGUCCUCUAACAAACGGCUGACACAUAUUUACUUUGGGUAACUGAAUGAAUUUCUCCCCGCACACUCUGCAGCCGGGCCCCUUCUGUGAUGAAGAGGGAGGGGGGGAGGCCAGGCUUUAAAUGAAACGCUCCUCUGACGGGGUAAUUAAGCCCAGACACAAAGGGCUCAGCAGGAAGGAGUUUAAUAGAUGAGGAGUUAGUAUUCUCCAGGGGGGGAGCCAGGUCCAACAGAACCCUUUUGGACUGCAGGGGGACGAAGGGUAAGGGUGGCAGGGAGGCCCUGUGAGUUGGCCCGCGGCCACUUCCCACUGCGGUUACACCACAAGGACACACAAAGAUAUUACUCAUCCGUUUCUGUCUGCUCAUGUUAACAAAUAAAAUGCCCCAAAAUAGAGCCUCUUUUCCACACAAAAACCUCUUAAAUAAGAUUAUUCUGAGUCCUGUUUAGACUGAGAAGCUUUAAUCAGGAGUGAUAUGAUGCCAACACAGCAGGGCUAAAAUACAGCGAAUGACAGACACGGGUUUGCACCACGUAUCGAAUAUGGUGAAAGGAAAACGAGAGCAAACAGUCGAUCAUGAUUGAUAAGAUAAAAACGCAGCAAGUUUGAGGAGAUUCUCCUGUUGAGGAGUUUACAAGUCCAACUUUUUAGGUCUGUUAUUUCUUUAUAAUAAUAAGAUUGUUAAAAGAGGUAAAAGUCGUCAUUUCUCAAAUGUGGAUCCAACUUAAAGGGAUAUUCUGGCGUAAAAUUAAGUUAGGGUCAAACACACCGUAACACCGAGUUAGACCCCCCCUCCAGAGAUGAAUGUCGCCGACCGCUUGCUUCUCUAGUUAUACCAACUUUAGUAACGACCGCAUUUAGCAAUACAGAGAGCCACACGCUCAACCAAAACGCCACUCUAUAGCCACAAAUAAUGCUCAGAACAGCACCUAACUUCAUCAACAGGACAUAUAGGGUCACAGACAUAGUACUAGACACCAAACAUCUUUUUAACUUUGACUCAUUUCUUUAGCAAAGAGACUAAACACAACUCACCUACUCUCUUCCAGCAGCCGCUCGUUUGUAGUGAGACCUCAGGCCAGUCCAUUACGGACUACAGUGGGGUGACGCAGCUCAAGGAAGAACAUUUAUGAUCAUUUCUUUAUCAUUUCCUUGAAGUAAUAAUCAUCAUAUUAAUCAUUUUGCUCUGCAGACGCUGUAGUUCUCCUGCCUUAGCGUCUCGGUCUAAUUGCGUUUCCAUGAAGAAAUGAUCAUUAUUUCCCACUGCACUUGGUGAUCGACUCGUCAGGGCUCCCCCACGAACAAGAUGUUUGGUGUUUAGUACUAUGUCUGUGACCCUGUAUGUCCUGUUGAUGAAGUUAGGUGCUGUUCUGAGCAUUAUUUGUGGUUAUAGAGUGGCGUUUUGGUUGAGUGCGUGGCUCUCUGUAUUGCUAUCUAGAGAAGCAAGCGGUCGGCAACAUUCAUCUCUCAACGGCGUGUCUAACUCUGUGAUACGGUGUGUUUGACCCUAACAUAACAGCGAUUUUCCCAGGACACUUUUGCUUUUUUAUGCAUGUUGGUUCGUCUGCUUUCAGGUAAAUACGACAUUUUGACAUUGGACGAGUUAAUAUUUACUUCUUGUCACUGAAAGGUUUGUCAGACGGGAGGUUUAAAACACUAUCAUGAUCCUGAGUCUUGAGCUGAUAGAGCAGAAGUCAGUUUUUCUUUUCGGCCUGAUGUUUGAGUUGGUAAAGAAAACCGAAAACUGUGCAGCAGCAGCACUUUAAAGAGCUUUCAGCUGGAAUAAACCAAACACCAACAAAAAGCCCCCAGAGGUCCUAAAAACUGCACAUGGCCGACUUUUCUGUGGCGUUUUAGCUCAUGUGUUCAGACUAUUUUUAUCCUCUUCCCCACGUACAUGACAUCAUAUAUUGGAAAAUCAAACGGACAUCAUCACCGCCUGAGCGCUCCACUUUUAAUCCUUACAUAAUGUGUUCUCGUUUCAUUUUGCACUUCUGCACGGGUGCACGCAUGUUAAAGCUGGAGGCUGCAGGGUGCAUGCGUGUGCCACGUGCUGCUUGUGUUGUGAUGAUGACGGAGCGUCGUGGUAGUGGAUGUGCUCUGCUGUCUGGAAUAACACUGAUCCUCUUAAAUGAUUACCAGAGAGAGAGAGAGAGAGAGAGAGGGAGAGAGAGAGGCGACCUGCACAGGCAACACACAGACAGAUGUCUCACCCCCACCUUUAGAUCAACACACAGCAUCUAUGUUUAGUAUAGAGGCAGAGGGGAAGCCUCUCUCCUUUAAUAGACUCCAAGUCCAUUACACUGCUCAUUUAAACCGGGACAAAAGCUGUUCCUUCGAUCUUUUACUUCACCUUUUACUGGCAGGAAGCAGAGAGCGUGAAGCUCUUUGAGGAGACAGCAGGACUCUGAGUGAGGAAAGUUGGCUAAUUAAGUUCUGGCAGUUAGUGAGUUUGUCAGGAUUCAGCCAAUAUACAAAUAUUUCUUUUUAAGUGUUUAACCUCUGCAGAUAUGAGUGUGAUGUGUUAUCUAUGAUGGAGUGUUCGGGCCAUAUCAAGAAAAAUAAAAUGUAAGAAUUUGAGAUUAAUUAAUGAGAAUGAAGUCGGAAAAAAGUAAUCCCUUACAAGAAUAAAGUCGUAGUAUGUUCAUUACUUACGAGAAUAAAGUCAUGAUGAAGUAAUUCCUGAUGAGAACAAAGACGUAGAAAAAGUAAUAACUUAUGAGAAUAAAGUUGUAAUAAAAUCAUAACUUAUGAAAUUAAGUCGUAAUGAAGUAAUUCGUUAUGAGAAUAAAGUCAUGAUAAAAUCAUUUUUCAAGAGAAUUAAGUCGAAACAAAGUAAUUUCUUACAAGAAUAUAGACGUAAUAAGAUCAUUACUUCAGGAAUAAAGCCAAAAUAAAAUCAUUACUUACGAAAAAUUAGUCGUAAUGAAGUAAUUCCUUUUGAGAUUAAAGUCGUAAUAAAAUCCUUACUUUUGAGAUUAAAGUCGUAAUAAAGUAUUUACCUACGAGAUUAAAGUUGUGGUAAAGUAAUCAGUUAUGAGUAUAAAGUCUUCAUAAAAUCAUUAUUUACAAGAACAAAGUCGUAAUAAAGUUAUUAUUUACACGAAUAAAGUCGUAGAAAAGUAAUCAUUCACAAGAAUAAAGUUGUCAAAGUUAUUACUUAAAAGAAUAAUUUCUUACAAGAACAUAGAAGUAAUAAGAUCAUUACUAUAAAGUUGUAAUAAAACUGUUACGAAAAAUAAGUCGUAAUGAAGUAAUUCCUCAUGAGAAUAAAGACGUAAUAAAAUCUUAACUUUCGAGAUUAAAGUCGUAGUAAAGUAAUCAUUUACGAGAAUAAAGAUGUCAAAGUAAUUUCUUACAGGAAUAAAGUCGUAAUCAAGUAUUUAGCUACGAGAUUCAAGUUGUGGUAAAAUAAUCAGUUAUGAGUAUAAAGUCUUAAUAAAAUAAUUAUUUAUGAGAACAAAGUCGUAGUAAAGUCCUUACUGAUUGUUGGUUGACAGGUUGACUAACUGGGUUAAAUGUUACGUCAGGUGUCACGGGGUAAAACGACUGAACGCAGAGACAGUUAGAGACAACAGAAGAGUCUGGAAUUGGCCUGAAGACUUCAGACUAACCUUUGACAUUCAGGCCAAAAGACAGGAACACAAGCCUGUCCGUCUGUAGUCCGACUCUGAGGAGAAGAUCAAAAAAGUGAAUCUCUUCAACUCCUCUUGUCUCAUGGGAGAAAGAUGGAAAUAUCACUGACUGGUGGCACAGAGGCCAAGUUUGGUAAGAUUUCAGAUGGUCAAAGCCGUCUUUCACACUCAUGUUCUGAGCAGAAAGAAGACAUUUAGGAUUUCACAGGAUGGAAAAAAAAAAAAAAACCCAGCACGACUCUGUCCUUUCAGCAUUCAGGCGUUUGUGAAGGUUCAUGCUCAGCUACGCGGGACAAAAGGCCAAAUCUCUGGCUCUGGACUCCAGUUGUGUGCAUCUGGGGCCCCGGCGGAGCCUGCGAGCACGACUCCCUGCAGGGACCAAAGGCACCCACGCACAGUCAAAUGUCACGGCACAGAGGAAGGCGAGGGAAUGGGAGCCAAAAAAGAGAGGGAGGAGGCGAAGACAAAAACAUGUUUUAUAAUGGUGAAAAUGGGAGAGCGAAGGGCAAGACGCCGUUACACUGAGAGCGACCACGCACAUUCCCCAACGGUCAGCGGAGAAAACACGAGCCACAAUGACUUCAACUCUUCCACUUCCGCUGCAAACCCCCUGAUAGUGUCAGUGUUUGAGAUUUGGAGCCACCCUGUUCUUAUUCCUAAAGCCACAUCAGGAUUAAACAGAGUAAAUGAGGCACAGAAACCCGGUACACAAAAGACCCUGCUCAGGUUCGGGGUCGAUUAACCUGUUAGUCCUGUUAUGAGUGAAACAAAAGCUUUGUUGCAGGUUUUUAUCCCCUCAGGAAGUCUGUGAUUUUCAGAUUGAGUGAACUCCAAACACUUGAAGCAACAACUUCAGGCGGCGUUUCAAAAUGUUAUGAGAGCUCAAGUUUUGCAGAGGGACCCUUUCGAAUCUCUACGAGCAAACAGAAAACAGGUCUCAAAGAAAGUCUGAGGCUACUAUGAUUUAUUUAUGUUAUAGAGGGCUGAGCACAAUGGCAGAUGAAACCCUGAGUCGAUCCAGUGGUUCAUAAAGUACUUAUGAAAGUUUUGCAUGGUUGCAGACAGAGGUAUUGUGUAAAACAUUAUGAGGGAUGUGAUAAGUACGACGGAGUUUUAGGGACACAUUAAGAAAAAAAAUUUAGAUGUCGAGAUUAAAGUCGUUAAUUUACGAAAAUGGAGUCAUUGCUAACGAGAAUAAAGUCGUAAUAAAAUAAUUACGAGAAUAAUUUAUGAUAAAGUAAUAACUUUCUUUAGCAAAGAGACUAAACACAACUCACCCACUCUCUUCCAGCAGCCAUUUGUUUGUAGCAAGGCCUCAUGCCAGUCCGUUACGGACUACAGCGGGGUUACGCAGCUCAAGGAAGAACAUUUAUGUCCGUAAUGGACUAGCCCGAGGUCUCGCUACAAACAAGCGGCUGCUGGAAGAGAGUAGAUGAGUUGUGUUUAUACUCUUUUCUAAGACAGAAGAACUACUUCGUCUGCAGUGAAAAAUGAUUCAUAUGGUGAUUAUUACUUCAAGGAAAUGAUAAAGAAAUGAUCAUAAAUGUUCUUCCUUGAGCUGCGACACCCCGUUGUAGUCCAUAAUGGACUGGCCUGAGGUCUCACUACAAACAAGCAGCUGCUGGAAGAGAGUAGGUGAGUUGUGUUUAGUCUCUUUGCUAAAGAAAUUAGUCAAAGUUAAAAAGAUGUUUGGUGUCUAGUACUAUGGCUGGGACCCUAUAUGUCCUGUUGAUGAAGUUAGGUGCUGUUCUGAGCAUUAUUUGUGACUUUUUGGUUGAGGUUUGUUUAUGGCUCCUCAAACCGCUGUGUAUUGUUAUCCUGUGGUCGUUACUAAAGUUGGUAUAACUAGAGAAGCAAGCAGUCGGCAACAUUCACCUGUUGAGGGGGUGUCUAACUCGAUGUUACGGUGUGUUUAAACCUGACUUAAUUUAUGCCGGAAUAUCCCUUUAAGCAUCUGGAGGAGUUUAGAAAUGGUCAAAAUUUGUCACCAGUGCUGAAAUGUUGCCUCAUCACAACAACAACAACAUCUGUGCGGGAACGUGACGUUUUCUGUUUUUGCUCUUUCUUGGAGUUUUUCCUCCUUUCCAGUCGGGUGCACAUGUUUCCUCUUAUCUCUCCUAAACUGACACUGACAACCAUAAAAAACAAAAAAACACCAGAGGAACGAGUGAGCGAGCCCCACACUUAUUGUUUUCAUUCUUCCAGCCCAAACUUUUGGGGGGUGCUGCUGCUUUAGGAGGAAGAAAAGGAAGACUCCCCCUCCUCCCCUCCCUUCCCAUCCCAUCUCAUUUCAAUGCAUCCUGGUUGGGGAGUUCCUGGUUUGGCUGCUGGCUUGGAGAUGAGAAGAAGUGUAGAAGUGUGUGAAUAAAUGUGUGUGUGUGUGUGUGUGUGUGUGUGUGUGUGUGUGUGUGUGUGUGUGUGUGUGUGUGUGUGUGUGGAGGGUGGCAAGCUAAAAAAACAAUGGAGGCUUUGUGCGAGGGUCCCGCCGUGACAGGAUUGUUGGGGGAGAGAGAAAGAAGGGGGGAGCGAGCGGUCAGAGCUUAGCGAAGCGAAGCCACUUCAUUAGUCAGGGCUCUCCCUUUGCACCUCCUCCCUCCCUCCCUCCCUCCCAUCCUCACUCCCUCCCUCCCUCCCUCCCUCCCUCUCGCUGCCUUUCCUUCCCCGCUCACUCGUGGAAGCACAGAGGCAGGAGUCACCACUCCGGCUGGACGCUAUCGAGCCAAGCGUGGAGUUUUCUCACCAGAACCGGCGAGGAUGUGCUUUUGAGGCUGAUCGGAGUUGUUCGGUGCAGUUUUCUCACUCGGUACCUUUUCUGUUUUUGCUCUGAGGUAGGUUUUCUCGUGUUGUCAUCCUUCCCCAUCCCAUCCCCUCCCGUCCCGUCCUGUCCCGUCCUUGGAAGCUGACUUGCAUCUUCUCUCCUCUGGGCUGCAGUUUUGGUGUCGGAUGACGGGACGCUGCGUUCUCAGGCAGGCCUUUUGAACAACCAGGGAUGCAAUUUUAGGAUCUGUGGUUUUGAAGGAGUUUUAUUAGGAGUUGAAAAAUGUUGGUGCAUGACUGUGUUUGCUGAAAGUGACAUAAAAAUCAUGCUGCAGUCGAAGAACAUGAUCUAACUCCACAAAAUCAACUCUUUAAAUCAGAACUUUAACAUUUCUUGGAGUUGUAUCUCUCUUGUUUUCUCUGCAUGAUGAAAUCAGAUGAAACACCUCGAAUCUUGAAGUUUUACAAACCCGUCUGUGCUGCAGGAUUUCUGCUCGGUUCAGGUGAAAUUUGUGCUCUGAGGAGGAAGGUGGGGGUUGUCGGUGUCAGCGGGGGGGCUAUUGGCUCAGCUGUGUUGACCAAAUUAUCAGUGUUAUUAGUAUCUACGCGCCUGUGAUUGCUUUCUCCCCCCACAAACACACACACACACACACACACACAUUGCUGCCUCUCUUUGUCGAGCGCACACCCCCAGGGACAGCGCAGCGUCGGGGUAAUCCUUCACAUCCUGUAUGGGAAAGGGCAGAGAGGAGCACUCUGGACUAACCGCAUCACUUCCUCGUGAGAGAGAGAGAGUCUCAUCUCAUCUCAUCCACUCAAACUCACUAAAACAACAGCGUCCCGGCUGGUUUUUACCCACAGGGCUGUUCACAGCAUCCUGAGCGCAGCCUACUUCCUGUUACACUCUCAACUUCGCUGAUUGAAUCGUGAAAACAUCCUGUAAAAUAUGACUUUGUGUGAUUUAAGUCACAGUCUUCUUCACAGUGUGGAUCUAAAGAGUGUGGUUAAGUGUGACAGUGAGAGCAGAUAAGUCUGAUCGUCUGAAAUUGGUUAAAAAGACUGGACGGACUUGACUGGAUAAUCGCCGCUUGCCCUGAGAACCUGCGGGUCAGUCGAGGGGAUUUCUAAGUCCUUUCUCCAGUCCAGGACAAGAAGCUCCAGUGUGCAAUCGCUAAGAAAUGAAGUUUAACAAUCAGAGUUUCACCAACAGUUUCACCGAUUAAUCUGCCAAACGGAUUUCACCAGCACACCUGCAGUGGUUGUAGGGCUGGGCGAUACGGCCUCAAAUCAAUAUCAUGAUAUAUUGAUCAGUUCAUCUCAAUAACUAUAAAUAGACGAUAACUACUCCACAAGCUGCUCACCCCCUCCCACAUUAACUUCGUCUACUUCAGCCGCUACAACUUUUGAACCGUCCUCCAUCUCCUCACCUGUCUUUCCCUCUUUGUUACGGACUGGAUGGGGUGGAGUCACGUCUCUGAUGUAGGACAGCGUCUUAGAGGGACAUGAGACCAUAGCCUACCUACACACAUCCAAAAACAACUUUUAUUUAUUUAUUAUUUUGACACAGAAAAUACCAAUAUGGGCAAAAUGACAUCGGUUAUUGAUGUAAAUUUCAGUAUCGGUAAAUUUUCGGUUUAUCGCUCAGCCCUAGUCUGGUCAUAAGUUGAUGCAUUAGGAUUCGAUCACCUGGAUGUAUGCAAAGGCGAUCUUCUUGUAUGCACUUUUCAACAGUCGUCUUGCAGCGUCUGAUCCUCGACUUUUGUGUGUUUUUUGGCUGAUGUGCAAACCUCAUCCCCUCUCAUGUUCGGUUUAUCGCCCAGCCCUAUGUAGUAGUCAAAUAUUCUGGAUCCACUGGGGGCUGCAGCCCCUAUAUGGCGAUAUAUGGUUCCUUGCCUCCACUGAUUUCAGUCGACACACAGCCCCAGGCGUGUUUAACAUCGACUCAAUUAGCUUUCUCGACAGGUUAUAGAUUUGGAAAUGGAUUUCACUCAUAUAGAGCUGUGUAAGUAUGGAGCUGGAGCACAAAGUCAAGGCUUUCCCUCUGAACCAGAACCAAAUAAUAAACACUGUAGAUUUCUCUUACAUCAGAUUAAAAAGUCCACUUUAUAGUUGGUACAAUUUUCCAGACCUCAUUUAACAGAUAAAACUGCUUUGUAGGGUUUUUACCUAGAAGCUGAAAUGGCAGUAACCGAAACCAUACUGAUAAAAACAAAUACAAUCAGUAAAUCAACCAGACAUGAGUGAUUUUAGUCUUCAACUCUAACCGCUCUGUCCACAAGGACUUCUCUGGAUAUUAAAAACUUUCUUUGUAGAAUUUUCCUCAUAAGCCAAUCUUUAUUUAUUUCUAUCUUAAUAUAUCGAUGAAUCCUCACGAUUUCAUGCUUUAAUUUUAACACUUUUCCUUUUCGUCUUUCCACAGAAUGAAGAAGUGAAUCCUCAGUGACCACAGUCAUGGCCGUCCAGACUGGCAUUCAGGUGAGUUCAUCGAACUUUGAUUGACUUGGGGAGAAAUUAGGUGCUUUUUAACUGCAGGAACUUUUGACACGAACUCACUUACAUAGAAAAAAAACAGGUUGAAUGAUGAAAACAGCGUCACUUUUCCACCUUUUGUUCCUUUUUAACACACAAUACAACAGCUUCGUCUUUUAUCCCUCACCUCCUUUUGUCAUCUGUGAAGGUUUUGUUCAAGUUCCUGGCAUGAACUCUGGAGCAAACCUAGAACUUCUCAGACUAGUUUCAGUCCAGUUGAUAAAUACAUGCAGGAGAAAAUCGAUCCCUGACUGUAUUAUCUUUGCGAGUCCGGCUAUAAAAACUGUUUACAGGAAAAUCUCUCCCUGGAGUGAUCUUGUGUCCAUCAGAGUGGUCAAACACUAAUGGAUACUCUUCUUUAUCGCCUAAUUUACUUUAAAUGGACUAAAAAGUCGCUCCUCUUCAGACAACUUGAAAACACUGACAUGAGGAAUGGCUGAGGGUGUGUGCCAAAAGCUCGCAGACCACAGUGCUUCAUAGUUACACGGAUUAAAUAAAGCACUUCAGACAUCUGUCUCGCCCUCGACAGCUGCGGUGAGCCCACCUGUGUUACAGCUUGCCGUCUUGUUGUUGUUAUGCGUGUCUCUCGUUCCUCCGCUCGGACCCUGAGGAGUUUCUCCGCACAUUUUUUCGUGGGAGUGGGCGGGAAUGCUCAACACUUUUUUUUUUUCUUCUUUUUCUUCCCCUCCCAGCAACCGAGUGUCAGACAUCCCAAAACCCAAAACAACAGCGGUUUCGUGUUUCAGAUUUGUCACAUGGCGAAGGCUUUCCUCUGUCAUCUGCUCUGGAAAGUCCUGGCUGUCUCUCAACUCGUCUUGGAACGUAGAAAUGCAAAAUAUGUAUCCCAGAGAUGUGCGCUUAACAUGUGGCGGAUUGAUGGAGUGUUGAUGAACUUCUAUAGCUUAAAAACACACCCCAAAAUAAUUCAAGAGAUCUACAUUCACAUAUCGUGGUUGAUUAACUCUUAAAUUGGAGACAAAGUGGUUAAAAGUCUAGAAAAAUCCUUUGUGGAGUGGAUUUCACGUGGUGUUUUACAAGUGCGCAAAUCCUGGGAGCAGCUGUGAUUCUCCUCUUGGCAUCUCUUCACACCCCAGACAGAAAACCCAUCAAAACAACCUCACUGUUUCUCUUUUUCGUCAAAUAUCUGCACUAAAGUGAGAGAAAUCUUCAGAUUUUUCCUCGUCUCCCUCUGAGGAUAUUGAUCCAUGUGAUGCUGCAGAGACUCGGACUCUGCAGCUAUUCCCAGAGCUUCACUGCUCAUGUAGAGCACACAGUCACAUUGGAUGAACACACAGACUCAGAGCGCGGUGUGUUCACCCGUGCUGAAAAUGUAUGCACUCAUGGAAGUAUAAGCAGCAUAUGCGCUCAUGUAUUAAUGCAGCAUUAUGGUGCGUUGUUGAAAAACGGAUCUCUGCAGGAUUUUGAGUUAUUAUGGAGUUACCAAAAAGCAGAUAAACACACACAAGUGCAUGAAAAGAAAAGAAAAGAAAAGAGAGGUGUGUUUUUAAAGAGUCAGUGGUGCAUUAGCCGUAAUGAAUGUUUAAUGAAAGCUCUUAAGACUACAGGCAUUAGCAAAGCUGAUAAGGCUAAUAUCUCAGUAAACAGUUAGCAAAUGUAGCAUUUUUGUACCUGCUGUGGUCGUAUACUUAAGCUAAUGAUAACAUCUGGAUUGAUUUUAGGUUUAAAAGGAUAGAUGAAGAAGACGUAGCGCGCCGCUAGCAGACUAGCUAUAGCGGUUCUAAGUGAUGAUUCAGCACUUCUAAAAACUGCUAUUUGGAAACGGCUAAUCCUCAGUUAACUAAUCAAUCAAAUAUCAAUGCUUUUAUAACUGUACUGGUGACUAUUUUCAUUCAGUUCAGCCACUUUAUAUCAACCUGAGGCAGCCUAAAGCAAAGCAACGAAAUACAAGACGGGCAAAGAAAUAAAAAUUAAAGCACAAUAAAAGUAAACAGUUCGCAAAUGUAGCAUUUUUGUACCUGCUGUGAUCGUAUACUAAAGCUGACAAUAACAUCUGGAUUGAUAUUGUGCUAAAAAAAAACAGUAGGUUUAAAAGGAUAGAUGAAGAAGACGUAGUGGGCCGCUAGCAGACUAUCUGUAGCGGUUCUAAGAGAUGAGUCAGCACUUUUUGAAAACUGCUAAUCCUCAGAUAACUAAUCAAUCAAACAUCAAUACUUUGUGACUGUUUUCAUUUAAUUCAGCCACUUUAGAUCAACCUGAUUCAGCCUAAAGCAAAGGAACAAAAUACAAGACCGGCAAAAAAUUAAAAUUAAAGCACAAUAAAAGAAAUAAAAGCAGGUAGAAUAAUCAAAUUCAACAAUAUUAGUGAUCCCCUGACUCAAACAACAAACUGAAAGAGGCUAACUAAUCAAUUAAUUGAUUACUAGAAUGAUAAAUAGCGUAGUUAUUGAAUGGCUCUUUAACCUGACUCUGUAAACCCUUAAAAAAUGUUGAUUUAAGACGCAUUUCUGUUUUGGCUUCAAGAGUAACCAGUGCUCAUGUGCAACAGACUGAAUUCAGAUUAAUGUGUUCGAGUUACCUUGGAAGUCUGAAGUCCGAGCUGAAAAUGACGUCACACUCGAGUUCCCAGUGUUUCAGUUACCAAGUCGGAAAAAAGUGAAAUCGAAGGCGGAUGCAAGAUGGCUACAUCUACAAAAGUUAUUUUCGCCCUUGUCUUGUCCGAAUACGAGGCAAGCACUAAAAUUACUUCAGUAGAUGACGCCAUCUUGUUUUAGACCCCCGAUUUUGCAUUUUUUGGACUUGUCAACCUAAACACUUGGAGCGAGGGAACGCAGCAGAAAUGUUUGACAUGGUUGCUAUGGUAACAGGGAAAGAGUUUACCCCACUGUGAGUGUUAGGAGAGGAGAAAAUGAAGUGUUCUGGGGGGGAGAGUUUGUGGCUGUAAUUCAGCAUUGUUGAGCUGAAAGUCCCAUCCAUCCAUCCAUCUAUUCAUCUAUUGUCUUUCUGGUUUAUCUCUGUGAUUGGAAGUGGGCGGGGCCUUCCCUACCUGCUAUUGGGCGAGGUCACUUUAGAGAGAUCCAUCAACCCGACAGACAGGUUUUUAGACUUAAGGGGGAACCCAUGCAUGCAUAAUGAGAACAUGCAAACUUCACAUAGAAAGGCCUGACUGAUCCAGGAACCUUCAUGAACCUUCAUCCACCGUGAAGCCCAGAGAGUCUGAGCCGACCUGAACUGUGUGGUCCUGAUAGAAAUGACGUUCGGCUCUUUUUACUUUCCCAGAAUCCCUCAUUCAAACCAAGACUGCGUCCUCUUUCUCCCAGCGUUACACACAUCUGAAAGGAAAGCGUCCGGAGCCGCCGUCCAAGUGUUUGAAAGGGCAGAGAGUGACCUCGUUAGUUCAGCCUCGACAAACCAAACAGCUCCGGCUUCAGAGGCUGUCCUUCAGGUCGAAGGUCAACAGCUAGGCCAUGGGAAGCUCCUCGUAAGAUAUCGGAUAGUUUAAGUCGUUUCAAAGCGGAGACACAACUCGUGUGCAGCUGAAUUUCUGAUCCUGCUGUCGUGAAAACAGAGUUUGUGUUUGUUUGUGUGAGUCAUGGUCGUGAAUCAUCAACAUGUGGCGUGAAGGAAGAGUUUUGUAGUAAUGGGAGAAGAUUAUAAAGUCAUGAAAACAGUUUAUAUAACAACUACAGAAGACGCUCAUACAAAAGUCAAACUUUAGCUGGUCUGUUCCUAUCGUCGGGGUUUUAAGAUCACUUUUUUCCUAACUUUUCUUUCUCCACUUUUACUCGACGAACACUUCGAGUCUCUGCAUUGUUUCAGAGGCAUUAGCUGUCUUUGCUUUAAGUAGCUCAGGUACAGAUUAUCUCAUAAACUCCUGGUGCGUACAUGGUAAACAUACAAGAAUAAACGGCCUGAAAGUCUCCGUUUGUUGCAUUUCUCGCCCCACAUUCCUGCGAUUUAUGAGAACAGAGCGGCUCAGAGAAAUAUGGAUUACCCGACAUGUUUUCUAGACUUACAGCGGCGCAGAUUUACAUUUAAGUCUGCUUUGGGUUCUCGCAAUGAACCUGUAACACAAGAUGGAUUAUUUCACAGUUCAGAACCUGAUUCUUUAUGUAAUGUCGAAAGCAUGCACACGCUCACUGCAUUUUUUCCUGAUCAGCUGGAUGUUAAGCAGGGUACAUAUGUUGUUAUGAACCCACAGAGCCCCACAGGCGGCCUGCCCUCCUGAACCACCUUACAUAACCUGUGUGUUUGUUUUCUAUCUGUGGGUUCGUCCCCUCUCUAGAAGUGAGGUUACACUUCCUGUCGUCGCUCAGGUGUCUUUACCUCUUUCUCCAGAAACAAUAAAUUUGCUCCUUGGAUUUCUUGUGCCUGAUUCUGUCGUGACUAACCAGAGGCCCUCAGAGCUUAGAGAGUUCGUACAACAAUCAGAUUAUAUGAGAACAGAUUAAAUUACAGUUCUGAAAAGAAUUAGAGUCACCUGGGAUCGGACAAUAACAGGACACCCUGAAAUCUGGGUUGUAAACAGACACAGCUGCAUUUCAUGAUGGAUAAAAACACUUAAAGCUCCUGUGAGAAACUUUUAGUUUGUGUUACUUUUAGCGCCCCCUGUGGACAAACAGUCUUAACUACAUCCUGAAGUUGUCUCCUGACACAAAAAUCUUGAUCAUUUAUUGUGAAUAUUUUAUGUCCAAAUUGUCGCUGCAGGACAGUUUUCAAGCAUUAGAAAUUGCCUUAAAUCAUGUCGCUGAUGGUCUUGUUUGCUUUUUCAGUGCCAUUAAAAGGCAUCAGUUUGAGUUUCAGUCUGUUUCUUACGUGUCAAAAAACUCCUCACUGGAGCUUUAAUCUACGCUAGAAAUCAGAGCCAGUAUAGCUCAGUAUUUCCUGCUUUGAUUUUGACGAUUUCCUCAGUAGAAACUGAAGAACUUUCCUGAAUUCUUGAAACUUAUUUUUUAUUUUUUUAGCUGGACUCAUGAGGCAGAUUACAGUCUUAUGUGAUAGAACAGACACAUGCAAGAAAAAAUAUUAAAAUUUAAGAGUUUCUGGACAUGAGCCUGUAAAUUUUCGUCCAUACAUGCUUUUGUAAUCGAUAUGAGUGAAACUGAACAAUGUUAAAAACAGUAAAAAUGACAUAAAUAGAAAAAGAGUUUGUAUUGUUCACAGUUAAAGGUCAUCUUAAAGUAUAUUAACUAGUAAAGUGCAAGUUUGUAUUUGUAAUCGCUCGUUUUGAUAGUGUCAGACACUUCCAGUUUUAGCCAGUAGGGGGAGCAUGCUGAUUGCAUCUCUUCAUCACAUUGUAGAAUGAAAGUCACCAACAGUGAGUCCGUCUGUUUCUCUACUUCUCGCCUUGCGGGUAAGAUAGAAGUCGGAAACAAGAUGGUUACAUCUACGAAAGUUAUUUUAGCGCUUGCCUCAUAUUCGGAUAAGGCAAGCGCAAGCCCUGGUAACUGAAACGCUGGUAACUCGAGUGUAAUGUCAUUUUCAGCUUGGAUUUCUGACUUCCUAGGUAACUUGAACGCAGCAGUAACGUUUAUGAGAAGCUGUUAGCUAGCGUUAAAUUAUUACAUUGUGGAAUGAAAGCCAGAAACAGCGUGUCUGUAUUCCUUUCUUUCUAUUUCUUGGGUUUAACACUGAACUCCUGAAAGCUUUAACCAAAUGCAGCAGGUACAAAGUCGGAAAAAAUCUUUUAAAGUCAGACUUUACUCCAGGCUAACGUCUAUUUUCGGAUGCCUUUCGUUUACGCCGUCAGUUUCAGAGCAUCAUCUUUUCUGCCUCCUGGAAAACUUCACACUGUUGGGGACGUGUGUGAACAACGAUGUCAGAAACUUUCAGGAGCAGCCUGUCUGAAAUUUUCAAGAAAUUAAUCUGGACUUUCUAUGUCCUCUUGAUUUUCAGUAACAUCUCAGUAACAGAAGGUUGUAACAUGAACCUUAGAUGUUGCAUGAAUGCAGGUUGUCUCCUCGGAGUUGAAAACUGUGCCAGCUUUUGCACAGACUCUCCAUCUGCCAAGGUUUUUCAUGAAUCUAUCUGGAUGAUUUGAGUUUCCUUCUUUGCAUUAAACAUAUUUUUGAACCCUCUUGAUUUCAGAGUGUAAACCUCCUCUCUCUACUCAGCAUUUUAAGAUACAAACCUGCAGCUGGGACACUGGUACCCUCACUUCUAACUCGAUCCCAGCCCCAGAGUCUCAUUCUUGGACGUUAUUGCCUCGUUUUCGCUCAGAUUGCAGUAUCUGUUUGAUCUGACGCCUCCUUUCAGUAACAUCCCACCAUCGAAAACGCUUCCACAGUGAGAGCAUUCAUCGCAGCAGCUCUGAGCAUCUGCAGAAGUACAUUAUCAUAUAACAGCCUCUCUGUUCCUCUGGCCAAAAGGUUUCCUGUUUGCAUAGAUUCACGGUCUGAACAACACCCCGCCUUGUUCCCAGCACAAUAAAAACCCUUCAAACCCAGUGAAGCAAUAUCCCAUUAUUGCUUGAUGACAUGUGACGGACACAGAGAUUAGACGCUGUAUCUUAAACAGAUGUCAAUAUACUGUAGAGAGAAGCAGGGGGGCGUCAUCCAGAAGUGAGUUAUGUAAUGUCAGGGGGAGUCGUAAUAAAGCACAUCUGCUGCUGGUUUGGAGAUUUCCCCUCGAGAUGCGUGUCCACAAUCGGAGAGCAGAAAACAAAAACAGCUCCAGUGUUUUUGCUCGAUUGUCGACGCAGGAGGUUUUGUUUUUAUCGCUCUUUAGGGACGGGUUUCCAGAAAUUAAAGCGAAAAUGUCUUUUGUAGCUUUGUCCGCACUCUCUUUAUCUGUGAAAAAAAGAGGAUAACUUACAGUAAAACCCUUCGAAAGAGCUGCAGCCUGAGAGAGAGGGAGGAAAAUUCAAUGGAGAUGGAUGUGAUGGGACAACACCGUCAAAACAGAGAUCUGUGUCCCGCUUCAGGCCAAACCCGAAGUCUGUGAACUGGAUCUACACACCCAGUUAGGCAGUCAAGUGCAGCGGCGUUCAGUUGUCUCAGAUGUUCGUUUUAGAUUUGAGAAAAGUGACUUUAAGACUCAAAAAUAAGAAGAUAAGGGGAUUUCCGCUCAGAGAUCACAUGUGUUUUGAGGUUUUUACUCCUGGAGUGAGUGAGUGAGUGAGCCUUAGUGGAUAUCAAAGCUAGUUAGUGGAGUUACAGCAGCAUCAGAGCGUGCUGCAAACUCCAGCCGAGCAUUAAGUGGAGUGCGGGAUGACGACAUCCCCCGGUGCAUCCUCUCUGCAUGGACGGCUCGCUCAAACUCUCCUCUGGUGCUCUGAUAAAGAGAGUGGGGUCGGAACAGCUAACCUACAUUCAGGGUUAAAACUGUGUACUCGUGCCGUACAGUGUUUUCAUGAGGACUGUACCCAGAACGUGCUCAGGCUUAUUUCAUAACGCCUCGCUGGAGAGAUUAAAUUUGCAAAUCCGAGUCCUGAAGAAGAAAACAUGUUUUUAACAUAAAUAUACCCAAACCGCCCUCUACCCUCCGGGAUCCAAAGGCGUUCCCAGGCCAGGCGAUGAGAUAUGAAACCUCCUCAGCUGGAGUGAGGAGUGUCAAUCUAUGAAGUUUAUCACCUGGUAGUUGUACAGUAGUGGUGCAGCCUUUAAUUAAACCGUGAUUAACAGAGAGGAGCACUCAGAUGAGAUUAGGCAGACGUCUCCGUACGUGGGCACCAACACUAAUCUGUUCAAACACUCUGCCAGGCUCCUAAUCCUCUGAGACGGCUGUUUUAAAUUUUAGCAUCUUCAUUUUGGAGGCUGUUGCCAUUUCUUAAAAAAAUUAUUUGAUAUAAUUGUUUAAACACAAUAGGGCUCGGCGAUAUGGCCUCAAAUCAAUAUCAUGAUAUAUUAAUCAGUUCACCUCGAUAACGAUAAAUGGACGAUAACUACUCCACAAGCUGCUAAUGUCCUCUGGGUUUGACAAGUUGUUUGGAUGACGUCUUUUUCUGUCAAACUUUCGACCAAUUACAUGGUCUCAUAUUCUUCUUCUAUUGUUCCCUUGACGGUAAGUGUCCAAUAAGAGGCAACCAAAGAUCAACAAGAGACAAGAAAGUUCCCUGCUUCUCUGCAAAAUUAGAAAUAAUGGUCCUCAAUGUUUGGAAACAAGAAAAGAAGAGAUUAUGAGCAGUAUGAUGAGCUAAAAAACACGUAUACACCUAAACACCUAAAUAUGUAAAAUAGUUUCUGUUGUGUGUUUGUUCCAAUCCCAAUAUUUCUUCUCCUGAUAGCCAAGACUUAACAGAAUGAUGUGCAGAAAAGAGAAAAGGCUUGGUCACUGUAGAGUUAUGUGUUUUUUAAGCAAAGUACUGUUGAUAUCAAUUUUCGAUUUGGUUUUUGGUUGAGUUUAAUGGUUCUGGAUAAUUAUUUUUGCACCCAUAAACUGACAGCUGAGGUUGUCCUGAAAAAAAGAUGUGUUUAUAUUUGCUGUGCUUGAAAGGAUUGAGUUGCUACACAGAUUUUUACAAAAAAACAGGCGGACCAAAAAUAGCAAAACAUAGCUUGGAGUAGUGCUGGACGAUAAUUCGAUAACAAUAUAUAUCGAUCGAUAGACGUGUGGUGCGAUAGAAAAAAAACGGGUCGAUAAAAAGUUCGAUAGAAAAACACAGUUUCCCUUUCUUUUUCAUCAUAGCCUAUCAUGUAGCUUUUACUACAGUCAUUACUUCCUCCCAACCAAUCACAAACGCAGACCCAGGUACGCUACAGCACCAAGCCCAGCCCCUCUCAAACCACAACAGACAGCACGUGUAUUAGAAAAAAUGUUACAGCAAGGAGAAGCGGAGGAAAUUGUCCCGAAAAAAGGUUUCAGUAGUUCACCAGCAUGGCAAUGUUUUGGUUUUUACAAGUCUGACAAAAAGCGAACAGCGGUCGUUUGCAAAAUUUGCAGAGAAUUAGUAAAAACCAAGUCUGGUAACACAACCAACUUGUUCUACCAUCUAAACCGAUCGCACCCACAGGAGUACGAGCUGUGUCGGCCGCGCCGCGGCUCCACGUCGUCGGAGGAGGAAUCCUCUGGAACCGCUGCCAGCACCAGCACAAAGCAUGUGAAGCAGACCAAACUGGACUUCGUUUCUUGCCAAAAUACGACAAAGCGUCCAAGCGGCAUAAGGACAUCACCCAUGCAGUGACAUGCUGCCAAUAACUACCGUUGAAAAGCCUAGCUUCGACCAGCUUCUAGCCACUCUCGACCCGCGAUAUGAAGUGCCCGGCCGCAAGUAUUUCUCAAACACAGCGCUUCAGGCAUGAAAACGGGUCAGGGGUUGAAAAGCUGAGAAGGGUGCGGAGGAAAUACGUUCCGGUGUUGUGCUGUAGAAUGCACCCCUGCAUCCCGUCCAUUCAUUAGCUUCUUAAAGUGGAAGAAAAUGAGCUCAUACGCGAGUAUUUGGAUCAUGGCUACUAGCAGGGGGUGCGUUCGGCAGGGGUGCAUUCUACGACACAACACCGGCGUGGAUAAGUCCUGCUUCUCGUGCUUAGUUUGCGUAUUAAGUCAAUCAUAUGAUAAUUAAAAAAAAGAAAUCUCCCGACCCCGGGAGACACCAGGCUGUGGGCAGUUUCCCACACAGUUAAAACUGGUAGUAUGCUAUUCCCACCUAAAGCUAUUCUGUUUAUUUAUAUAUUUGUUUGUUUUGUUUAUUUUCAUCAAAAGACUAUUUAAAUAUUUAUUUAUCAGAUUUUCUGGUCACUUUAGUCUUUAUGUUUGUCAGUAUUUACUGACGUCACUAAGGCCACUUAAGUUGAUUUCUUUUUUUUUUUUAAGUUCUUUUUAAAAAAACUUUCAGUUGUGGUAAAAAAAUAAAUAAAAAGGUGGUUGAAUAAAGGUUUGAAUUUGAUUUUAGUGCUUGUGUGUUCUUUAUUAAAAGUAGGUCAUUAAGCAAUAGCAUAAAACAUCCAGGGCUGCAAUUAAAAUAUAUGUUAAAUAAUUAUAAUAAUUAUAUCGAUAAUUAUCGAUAUCGAUCAAUAUGAUUUAUUUUUUAUCGAUAUGCUUUUUUUCUAUAUCGUCCAGGCCUAGCUUGGAGCUCUAAGGGUUAAACUUGACGUCUGUUUUUCUCGUCUUCCUCGUCCAGGUGUGGUUUGGAGAGAAGUUCGAUGCUCCGUUACUGAGUCCCCGCAGCCCGCGCAGCCCGUUAGCGCAGAGACACGGCCCCGGCCUCGCGGACGUCUUCCAGUACGACCAGUGGCUGGCUGUGCGACAUGAGGCCACCCUGGUACCCAUGCAGGAAGACCUCGCCAUCUGGCUCACUGGCAUGCUGGGUAAGUGGAAGUUCACAGCCACAAAAAGAUCAUUUUUCCCAGUAUGCACCAGAGUUUACUGGUACAUGAUUGGUCGGUCCUACUGUGAAUCCAGACCCCUGAGAAAAGAGAUUACCCCUCUAAAAAUUUAGAUUUAUUAUUCUCUCUUUUUCGUGCACGUUUUACUCCACAGGCAAACUGAACAUCGUAAAUCUGUGCAUGUGUGAAUCAGCUCUGGCUGUUGCAUGCAAACAGCGUCCCCCCCUCCAGGGUAGGAAAAUACCGGAGCACAAUUGACUCGGGUGUCCCGUGUAAUUGGAUUUAGAUGCUGUCAUUUCCAUGCAGUCCUGAGCGGAGCGCAGAAACAGGAGUGGAACAAAAUCCCUCAUUUCAUCCGUCUGCACCAUUAUACUGAAAUCUAUUGUCCCUGAAGAUACAAUAGAGCAGUGAGGAAACUAAAGCUGACUGGAAACUGACUCUAUUGUUGACGAACGAAACUGUUUUGUCGGGUCGAUUUUUCCGUUUUUCUCCUGAGGAAUGUGGGCAGGUACCGAACACUCACCAUGAGUUAGUAGUAAAGCGACCUUGUGACCUCUAUCCCACAUUUCUGCUCCUUUUUAAAACCGUUUGACCCACCUGAUGGCGAAUCCCGGGGGGGCUGCAGAAACAGGUGGCGUGCAGCGGAUCGAGUUUCAAACCCCCGAGGCUGAUCUGUCGUCGUGUGGGAAAUAAACUUUUGUGCAGAAAUCUUUGUCGCUUAAUGUUGUGGUAGUUGUGGGUUGUGUUCCCGAUGUAAGUUAAGUUCACACGGCUUUUGUUGAGGCGGUGAUUUACAACAAGGGGUCGUGGGAGAGCAAUGAGUCCACGAUGAGGGUCGCUGAAAGCCGAGAUUGUUUAGAAGAAGAAAAACUGCCUAUAGAGAGAAGAUUGUCUUUAAAUCUGGGCUUUAACUGUCCCCCGUAUACUAAAGACUAAGUGGAUUACAAUAAUGCUGCUCUGGAGUUGCGGUUUUGUCCAAGAUCAGGCGAAUAAAUCUGUAUUUUGUGGAGUUAAAGUUGACAUUUUAUCCUCUUUCUUCCAGGAGAGGAGGUGAGAGCGGAGUUUUUCAUGGAGGAGCUGAAUAACGGCGUCAAACUCUGCCAGCUUAUCGGUGUGCUGCGGACCAAGAUCGCCGAGAGCUGCCCCUCCGCAGUCUGCAAGGUGAGUCAGAGGGAAGGGAUGGAAAUAGCUCAGAUGUUAGAGGCGAGGGCAGGGGAGGAGUUUUGCUGCAGGUCAAACACAGACGGAUGUGUGAAUUAAACUUCAAAAAGUAGAAAUCUAUAAAAGCAGAAAAUGGUAGAGAGUAAAUAGUUACAGAGAUAAUUCAGCAAAACAAAAAUGUCAGCCACGAGACACAAAAGUAUUUUUAUUCUGCAUGUCACUCUCAUUUUGUCUGACAUGUUUAUUUCCUCUGACAGCUGUUCCCCACCAGGAAGGUCGCAUGUAAGCGGGACGCCUCUCCGGGGUCCUUCUUCGCACGAGACAACACCGCUAACUUCCUGGCCUGGUGUCGCCACAUCGGCAUGGAGGAGACUUACCUGUUUGAGUCGGAGGGCCUCGGUAAGACCUGGUUUUAGUGGUCCGAUCUAGGGCUGGGCAAUAUGGCCUCAAAUCAAUAUCACACCUCGAUGACAAUAAAUGGACGAUAACUACUCCACAACCUGCUCACCCCCUCCCACAUUAACUUCGUCUAUUUCAGCGACUUUUGAACCGUCCUCCAUCUCCUCACCUGUCUUUCCCUCUUUGUUACGGACUGGUGGGGGUGGAGUCUUGUCUUCGAGACCAUAGCCUACCUACACACAUCCAAAACCAACUUUCAUUCAUCUAUUUUUUUGGCACCGAAUAUACUGAUAUGGGCAAAAUGACGUCAGUUUUUGUUUUAAGUUUAGGUAUCUGUAAAUUUUCGGUUUAUCACCCAGCCCUAUAAUAAUCCGAUCACAAGUUGAUGAAUUAGGAUUUCAUCACCUGGAUGCAUGCAAAAGCGGUCUUCUUAGAUGUAUUUUCCCACAUUCGUCUCUCAGCCUCUGAUCCUUGACCUUUGUCUGUUUUCGGCUCAUGUGAAAACCUCGUCCCCUCUCACGUAAACGUUAAUCUCGUUUGUCUCCAAUGAAGAACCCACAGUAACUUAUUAAAAGCUGCUUCUUCUCGUGGUCUGACGCUCUGAUAUCCAGAUACAAAGUCCCUGUAAAGACGCCAGGAGUAAUAAGUUUAAUAUAUCCGAGCAAAUCUUUACAAACUGUCUGGUAAAUCUUUUAUUUUUAGAGUUCAGGACCUCAGCUCCAGCCGAGCACAUUUUGUACCUGAAAACUUUGUAAAUGAUAACUUGGAGAGUUUUGGCUUGGCCGCCGGCUACUUCUUGGAAAAAACGUCCUGCUAUUUUUCCUCCUAAUCUUUUUAUUACUUUUGCACCAUCAGUCAAGUCCAGGACAGUUAAAGCGAGUCCAAGAAAAGAAGUCAAAACUGAGUGAAGUAAAUGAGGAAAGUCUGAGGGUUUGCACAGAUGCCUGCUGUCCUCCGAUGGAAUAAUUACUGAGGAUGGAAGCUGUUAAUAACUUUGGAGAUCUGUUGUUUAAGACUACCUUCUUAAUGGUUUAAUAGGAUCUGCAGGAAAGAGCAAUCAUCCUGAGUACUCUGUAUGGGGUGUCGCUUCAUUAUAGAUAAUGACUAAUGAAAAAACACAGACCCCAGGAGUAAACGUGUCUGCUGCUCCUGUAAUUAAAACCGUUUUCUUCUGUUUUCAUGUUUAAGUUAAACUCUCUUCUCCGAAUCUCUGCGCUCGUCUUCAUGAGUCAACUACCAACCCCUAAAGGAAGAGCUAACUUUAUCUUCUGUGCUCAUUAUGUCACGUUUCUUAAAGUCUCAUAUCUCGCAGCUGCCUCUUCAGUUCAUCGUUGUUUUCGUAAUUAAUUGUUGCGUUUUCCUCCUCAGUGCUGCACAAGGAGCCUCGGCAGGUUUGCCUCUGUCUGCUGGAGAUCGGACGCAUCGUCUCCAAGUAAGUUUCAAUAGUCAAAUCAACCAGAUCAGACAUUUCAGAGAGAAGUUAAAGCCUACCAUGAAUUUUAAAGUUUUUUGUGGUCCCGAAAGCAAAAACUAUAAAACUGCAGUUCCUUUAUUGUCCACUUGGGUCUGUCCAGUUAAACCCAAAUUUAACCCAAAAUUUGGUCUACUUACCUUGUUGUCGUCAUCGUUGGGCUUCAUGACCUCAUUUAGAAACUUCUGAACAUGUUUUAAAGUCUACGGCGACGACGCUGCACCUUCACAGUUUCUUGUUUUAGUUCUUUAAGCGUUUUUGUAAACCCUCAUCUUUGCCUGUCAGGUACGGCGUGGAGCCUCCUGUCCUGGUGAAGCUGGAGAAGGAGAUCGAGUUGGAGGAGACUCUCCUGAUGACAGAGGAACCACCUCCAGCCGUCAAAACCUUCAGCGUGUGCUGCCAACACGGCGGCCUCUACCAGCCCGGGGUGAGUCCUGACUGACAGCUUCGACGACAUACGAGCAGCGAGGAAACACUGCAGUGUUUUGACAAAGACCGAACAUGAAACUUUGCACCUGCAGGCAGGAAGUCAAGCACGAGAAUGGCUUUAGUUAUCGCCCCGAAACACAUGAAACAACAGGAAGCUGUCAUCUGACUUGAGUGUAGAUGAUGGUUCACUGCUAACAACACACAAACAAGCAGCAGAAGACCCCAGCUGAUCACGUUAACAUCACAUAGCCGCUGCAUGUGCGACCCAGUUGAAGCGGAGCCAAGAUGGCGGCGAGCGGCGGCCCUUGCCGCUCCAUUGGCGCCCCCCAGGGUCCGAUGCAUCACAGCUGACCAUGUGAUGCUCGUGCCGGCUCCCUGUGCUUCGCCGUCACACGUGACCUCCAGGCUACAGAGAGAUGUCGUCACACAGCACAGAGAUGGAAUCACAAACAUCACAACACUCUCUGAGUAAUUCCUAACGGAGGCGAGUUUAUUCCCCCGUGAGGCUCGGGCGCUCUCCGGGCUGCAGGUUUUAUUCCUAGAGGAGACAGCUGGGCUAAAAAUAACCCUCCUCAUUGGAGCAGGAGUCAGUUUGGAUAAAAGCGUCGAACAACUUGUUUAUAUUUUUUAGUUCACAUGAACAUCAAACAGACACUUAUUCUCCACCUCCUCACUUCUCUCUCCUCUCUGGAGAUAAAUUCGCCUCUCUGCUUGAUUCAUCGGGUGUAAUUGCAUCUCUGCUCAGUCAAACUAAAGGUCCCUAAAUGUGUCUCGAUGUUAUUCGGUCAUCUGAGGUAACGCUGACUCGUCCUCCAGCUGGAAAUAUGUUUGCAAAGACAAUCCAUUAUGGCCGCCUUAUGGUCUUCUUCUGUGUUUUGUAGGAGCACGGCAUGGACGACCCUCCCUGCAACUGCUCCAACAGAGUCUCCAUUGAGUACCUGUCUGAGGGUCGCUACAGACUGGGAGACAAGACCCUCUUUAUUCGGGUGAGUGCUCUUAACACACAGACACACACUCUGUCCCUUUUUUUGGUUUUUUUUUUUUAGCAGAGAUGUUACUCAAGGGUAGGUUUCAGUCUGUUGUGAAAUGAGAAGCAAGAAUAGGGCUAAUUAUAGGGCUGGGCGAUAUGGCCUCAAAUCAAUAUCACGAUAUAUUGAGCAGUUCCACUACGAUUGUUUUUGUUUUUUACUUCUUAAAGUGUUAUCAAUGGUUUUUAAAUUAUGAUCAUUAAGUUUUUAGCCAAAAUCAUGUUACCUUUGUCAUUUUCAAGAGCUUUUCUUCUGCAGAGCUCCAGUAGAUCAUUAGCAAAUUCACCCCUGAGUCGUUGGCGGAGACACACUCUUCUUCAUGCCAGCCUGCAGCCGAACGUUGCUAGUGUAGUAGAAGUGGCAAGUAACAUAGAAACUAUUUAGCUCUCUGACACGACCGUCUUUGGGGACAUGAUGAAAGUUAAUUUUGAUAUAAGCUUUCUUACGAGCAUUGCAAUCUGCUAACACACGCUUGUUCCGCGAUCGUCCGAGUGUGACCUGCAUAGUGGGGCUUGGGGGUGGAGCUUGGAUUUGUGACGUAGGAAAUCUCACUGUUCCUGAACCUGCAGUUUGGGUCUGCCAGAGAUCCUGUAGCAUCAGAAAAAUGUCAUCUGAACAUAUAAAAAAACAAGAAAAACAUGAUUUUCAUUGGAGUAGGUCUUGAAAGGUAUAUGAGACCAUAGCCUACCUACACACAUCCAAAACCAACUUUUAUUGAUUAAUUUAUUUUUUUGACCCUGAAUAACCAAUAAGGGCAAAAUGAUGUCAGUUGUUGUCAUAAAUUUCGGUAUCGGUACAUUUCCGGUUUAUCGCCCAGCCCUAAUUCAUUGUCCUAAAGUGGAUGCCUGAAUGGAAACUCACCAUAACUUUAAGCUCUCAGGGUGUCCUAAGUCCAUCUUGGGGUCAAAAGGGAGGCUAAAAAAGGUGGUGAGAAGAAACGCAAGGACUAUAAAUGUCCUAAAACUGUUUGAAUACCCACCCACAGCAGAGAUUACAGGUAAAACGAGAGUUUGCGUGGCUGAUGUCGGAGUUAAGAAUAAAAAGUACAGAGUAGCCAAAGCUUUCUUCUGUAACAGCUAAAUCCAUCUGGACUGAUGAAAUGAGUCACGUAAAGCCAGUAUACAGUAUCUCCCCGCAGUUUAGAUACAGCUCAAGAGAAAUACUUCAAAUUAAAGAAGUUAGAAAAAUUUAUUUACAGACUGAAACACAGAGAGGAAACGUGUUUGUUUUGAUCAGCACCUUUCACUGCUGCUGUUCAGAAGAGGAGCUUACAGGCGUACAGUAUACAGUACAAGCUUAAAUACUCUCUAUAUCCUAUUAAGCGCGCGGGACGAUACACACUGACGACAGGCUGCUGGCAGCGUGUCCCGGCGUUUGUGUCAUCUGCGCGUGUGAGCACAGAGCACGCAGCCGUCUUCACUACAUGACCGGCGGGCGGCCGUGAUUGGACACAUGUAAGCUCGUUACCCAACUGUGGUGGAUUGCAUUAAGCGAUUACAUCAUAAUUACUCGGCUGUCCGCGGUGCCAAGCGUGAGGACGGGCAGACUCGUUAUAAACCCGCUGAGGCUAUUUUAGGAUUCUGAAAGAAGACGUCACCGCGGGUAAACACAAACAGCGGCUUUUGAAGGUGAUUGUGGGUCGAUGUGGGGAUUCCACUACAGACUCGCUGAUUCUUCUCACGAUAUUCGCUGCUGUAGAUGAAGUAACCUCUUGUCGUUCUCUCUUCCUUAGAUGCUUCAUGGGAAACACGUCAUGGUUCGUGUUGGCGGCGGCUGGGACACUCUGCGCGGCUUCCUGACGAAGUACGACCCUCUGCGGGUGCUGCAGUUCACCACCCUGGAGCAGAAGAUCCUUGCCUUCCAGAAAGGCCCCCCCGGCCUGGGUGGUCACCACAGCAACGCAGCCCCGCCCCCUCCACCUGACAUGGACCCCUUAGCCGCCGUCAACGACCUCAUCUCAUCCUCGUCCUCAUCUUCCUCCUCCUCCACCUCGUCGGCGUCCUCUUCCUCCGGCUCCACCUGCAAGCCGGGAAACGCCGCCGGUCAGACAUGUCGCUCAUACACCCCCUCCCCAGCCUGCACCCCCACCCUGUCCAGAAAAGGGUCUGUUGCAGCACCGAAGAAGAACCUCCUGGGGACGCCAUCAUCGCCAAGGAAACCCACCCAGCUGCCCCUCCCCGUCACCACCAAAGGCUCCUCCUCCCUGCCCUCCACCCCAGUGGGGAGCUCCUCCAAACAGUCUCCAAGUCCAGGGGGCACUCAGGGCGCUCAGGUCCCUCGACGAGCUCUGACUCCAUCCUCCGCCCCCCCAGACCCAAACCCCGCCUCCAAACUGAAGCUCAGACCAUCACCACGUGGCCCCGCCUCCCAGCCCAGGAGCCCCGUCUGCCCUGAGCCAUCCUCCAAAUGCCCCAAACCCUCCACCCCCUGUACCUCCCCCACCUCUUCCUCUGUCCCCCGCCCCGUCACCGCACCAGCUCGAGCCCCCACCUCAAAGGACGCCCGGCCACCAACGGGCGCCAGCCAGCGCUCUCGCCUCGCACAGCGCCGCCCCGGCUCACCAGCCUCACGCCUUCGUCUAGAGGCGGCGAGGAGGGUGAGAAUAGCCGCAAGAGGCGCAACGACCCCAACAAGAGUGGCUUCAUCAGCUCCACAAACCCGGGCCCCCACCCCCAGCUCACGGACAGCCUCCCCAGCACCCCCAAAAACCACCUGCCCCCUCCCUAAGAGCAAAGACGUCACAACCACAACCAAAGCCAAGGUGCAGGCCCCGACUAAAGUGACUGCUGCCCCUCCACGCAGCACCGCCGCCGUCCCCGGGCAGGUCCCAGGGGGCAACACGGGUCCCUCACCUACCAGCAGAGCCAAUCAGAAAACACCAGCCACAGCACAGCAGAGGGUGGGGCGAAAACCAGCAGUCACCACCACCAUCAUCAACAACACCAACAACAACAACACAAAGUCCGCUCUGAAACCCGAACUGUCUUCAGGACCGGAGAAAACCAGCGCAAACAUCAAAACCACGAAAACGGAGCCGAGCGUCCGCAGGAAGAUCCCGCAGUACAUCGGCAAGAGCGAGGACCCGUACUUCGAGAUGAUCAGCAGGAGGAAGCAGAGGGCCUGAAUCAGCACUUGGUGGAUCUCAGACUUUAAAAAAAAAAACUUUUCUCUAAUCCGAACCACAAAGCUUCAUUUUCGACCGAUGCUCCGUCUCCAAAUUAAUUUUGUUUUUGUACGUUAUUUAAUAGUCUUUAAUUUUUUUAAUCCAAAAGGGUCAAAAAUCUGGAGCUUUGUGAUUCCUCUCUCUCUAUUUUUCUUUUAAAGAUCAGCUCUGAAAACUGCGUAACACUAAAACAUGCACACUGUUUACAGCCUGGACUGUUGUUACAUUUAAAUAAUACGACUUUUUUAUCGAAGAAAUUGUGAAUUUCACUUUCGGACACUAACCUCAACAAUUUUUUAGCUCAACUCGAGAACGACAGGACACAGCCAUGAUCCAGUAAACGCACUUGAGCAGGAAAUCGGUCAGUUUUAUUCACGAUAAAGCAGCUUUUUUUGUACAUCCUGUCUUCUCCGUUAUGUUACCAAAGUUGUGACACAACUGGAGCUCAGAUGAUUCCCCGUCCCCUCGCUGUGAGAAUCAACUUUCCACUGGCGCAGAGAGGGAGGGAGGUUGAACUCGUCUGAUUUUUGUAUAAAUGAUAUCUAGGAGGGAGGAGCAGACCUUCUCUUUGUGUGCCUUCAUCGGUAGAAUGUACUAGGUGAUGAUCGGGUGGAGGGUGAAGGGAUAUUUGGGGGUUUAACGUUUUUUAAAGAUAAAAAUUGCACAGUGUACGACGAGCACUCAUGCCUCUGUGUCCUCAGAGUCGCGGAUGAACUACUGAUCAAAACGCCUCUUUUCUUUUGAACAGGAAAUCCUUUUAGAGCUUCUUGGUAUAGACGUGUUUUUAUAUGGUUUCUAAUUUUUCUGUGUAUUAAAAAUCUAGUUUUCUAUGUAUGUGUAUGUGAGCGUGUGUAAAUGUGUGUGUGUAUGUGCAGUCUAUAAAUAUAAAUAUAUAUCAGUGAGGCUUUUUUCUUGUUUGGCACUUUACAGAAACCGCUGUGUUCGUCUGAAUUUGAAUGUUGAUUCUGUCGAUUGUGAUCCAGCUACCUGUUUGUCAUCUGAUUAAUAAAUGGACAAGUGUUUUAAAGGUUAACUCCGCUGUGUUGUAUUUCAUUUACAGCUACUGUUGGGAGUUUUUGUUUGGUUAAGAAACUGAAGUUUAUGAGCUACAAAAGCAAACAAGAUGAUAAAGAGCUAAAUUAAUGAUUUAGGUGACAGGAAAAAUAACUACAGUCUGCAGCUUUAUUUAAAACUCCCCUGAUGAGUUUUUUGAAGUAUAAGAAAUACACUUAAAUACAUAUUUAUACCUUUUCAUGAUGUAUAAAAGCAAACAAGACCACAAACAAUUUCCAUAAAGUGGGUAGGUGUCAGUGAAACAGCUUUGUUUCUUCAUUUUAUGCAUAAAAUAUUCACUAAAUGAUCCGUACAACUAUCUUUUGUGGCCCCUGUCUCUUUUAAAAAUGCAAUGCAACAUCAAAUUCACAAUAUUUGCAAAAAAAAAACUAAACAAGUUUAUCAGUUUGAACAUCAAAUAUUUUGUAUUUGUAGCUAGAAAAGGAUUUGCAAAUCAUUUUAUUCUGUAUUUAUUACACAAUUAUCCAAACUUUAUCUGGAUUUAGGGUUUUGAUAAUUGUUUCACUGAACACCAGAUGGAGACUCAGUUUAGAGUUUGAAGAUCCAGGUAACUCCAGGUGACCGAAACCAGCUGUGACUGGUACAAAAGUUUUUGACAAGUCUUUUUUAAUUGUUUUAGAUAAUUGGUUCAACAUUUGUGUGGAUAAGGGGAGCAAAGCUAUAACAACAUUACAAAUAAAUAGUUUGCAGCAGCGAGCCUAAUAUUUCAGUCACAAAUCUGUUAAAGAAGAAUCUUUUUGUGGUUUAUAUACAAAAAAAACCUUGUAAUAUCAGUCAAUAAAUAUUAAUUAUUGAUUAAAUUUCGGAAUAUCACGAUAUCGUUGUGUUUUCGUAUGCCCGUGUAGUCGACAUUUUACAUUUUUUAACGGUCCGCUCGUUCUGAAUUUAAACAAAGCCGUUCUCCACCUCUCUGACCUGAUUGGUUGUGAGGCGGACGCUGCUUAGUGCUGAUUGGUUGUGAGGCAGACAAUCCACGAAUAACGUUCACGAUCUCAAACAAACGUUAGCAUGCUACAAUAUCGGACAGUAGAAACCGACCAAAAAGUACGGAAAACUGUCCGAAUCCUCCCUUGGCCACGACUGCCAACACAAACAAGAAAACAAAGUAAAUACCGGAGACUCUGGCAGAGUAACGGGCGCUUAAAAAGGAGGUAGACCGGACAAGAGCUAAAAAGCCGGGUCAACGUCGUCGUCAACGAAGCUAGCAUAAACAUGGGGGACGCUUCGGGAUUUUACAGACCCUGUAUCUUUUCUGCUGGACAGGUAAACGGCUUUAACCGUCCGUUUGCAUCUACAGUAGCACCAAUGCUUAUACUAUCACGUUGACUGAGCCCCGUUUGUAAUUAUCUGAAGUAAUUAUCUGCAUUAUAUCUGAAUUUAAUUAAGACGAUACGAGCGGGCAGGAGCGUCUGUUUGUGGGCGGGGCUAGCUGGAGCAGAGAGGGUAGAGUUUACCUUCAAGGUUUGUCCAAAAACUGGCACUUCCUCAGAUCCUGCCUACCCCACUUUUAAAGGGAUAUUCCAGCGUAAAAUUAAAUGAGGGUCAAACACACACUAACAGCGAUUUAGACACCCCCUCGAGAGAUGAAUGUUGCCGACCGCUUGCUUCUCUAGUAAUACCACAAAUAAUGCUCAGAACAGCACCUAACUUCAUCAACAGUACACAUAGGGUCCCAGCCAUAGUACUUGCCAUCAAACAUCUUUUUAACUUUGACUAAUUUCUUUAGCAAAGAGACUAAACACAACUCAGCUACCCUCUUCCAGCAGCCACUUGUUUGUAGCGAGACCUUAGGCCAGUCCAUUACGGACUACAACUUAAUUUUAUGCCGGAAUGUCCCUUUAAAGCUUCAAGUUAGACCACUUCCUUCCAUGGUUAAAAUUUCACUAAGAAUAAAUACAUAAAAACAGAACUUUUUAUUUAAAAAGUUUAUACUCGUCACUGCAUAGACCUCACUGCCUAUAAGAGAUGAUAAAAAAGCUGUCUAAGAAAUCAUCAGCUGUGACUGUCAGCAAACUCUACUGCCCUCUAGUGGCCUUAAUCUGAUACUGCGCUGAGGUGAUGCUGGUUCAAAGAAUAGGUGAUUAAUUAAAGAAAAAAAUUCUUAUGCUCUUAGUUAAACUAAACAAACCAGAUACUGUUUUUUUUUUUUUUUAUUGAAGUUAAAAAACUAAAACUCUUAUUUCUCUCAUUUCACUAAAGAGUGAAUAUUAGAUUCAAAUGUACCCAACUGGUAAAAACACAAAUUAAUUCAAUAAUGCUUUCUAAUCUGGUAUUUACAGAAAAGGAGACACAUUUUCACCUGUUUGCAUUUAUUACAUAUCAAAACAUGAGUUUCAGUGGUUAAAAAAACUGACAUUUACAGGCGUUUCAUCAGCUUACUGACUGAACUGUUGGCUAUAAACUAAGAGUGAAACCCUGAUAAAGAGUUUAAAAAACAUCCAUGAGAUUAACAAUCAACAUAAAAGCCAGAAACAAUUAAAUAUAUUAAAAUGCAUUGUGCAAAUUACAAACAGACUGACCCGACUUUAGUCUGAUCACAAACAUACAAAUGUUGUGUUCACUUUGCUUUCUUUUUGUGUUUACUUAUAUGAUGAAUUUUGGUUUACUGACCUGUUAAACCCCCUCAUGUACUAAAAUUAAACAUAAAACCUACAGGGAUCAGUGGCACGUUAAAAUUAUGAGUUAGAUUUUAGAGUGCAUUUCAAGUUUUAAACACUUUUAUGGUACACUGGGUUCAUCGAAAGUCUGGCCCGAGAAUGUGGGUAAUAAAAAAACAAAUAAAACCGUGCGCGAUAGGCCAGCUGUGAGAUACCGUCAUAAACUGUAUGUAGAAAGAGGGGGUUUUGUACUUGAAGAGGGCCUGAGUGUGCAUGUGUAAGGACCCCAGCCUGGCCAGGGGUUUGAACCAACAACCUUCUUGCUGUGCGGCAACAGCAUAACACAAAAAACAACACAAACUACGGAUAAAGACCUUAAAAUUAAGCUUAAAUUAGAUUAAAUCGAAAUUGCAACAAGUAGAAUUACUCUCGUCUACUGCAGACUGCAACCCCUUUAAAAUGAGCUGCAGUUCCCAAAGCGUCCACUAGGGGCUAGAGCCAAAAACUGAUGAAUCCUCAUAAGAGUGCAUAUUGAAAUCAGUGAUGUCCUGAUACAACUUCUUUACCUCUGAUAUGUUACAGAUAUUACAGCCUUUAGUAUCGGCCAUUAGAUGUUAGAUAUUCAGAUGUUUUUUUUAUGAUAUCGAACUGGUAUCCGAUAUCAAUAUCGUAUCGUAAGAGAAUUACACGUUCACAGGCGUUUGUGUUUCGAUUAUAUUAAAUCAAAGUGUUGUGCAUGAGUGGGCGUGGCCAAUUUGACAGACAGGUGGGUGCUCUGUAGCCGCUUCCAAGGAGCAUUUUUAACAUGAUGAUGGUCCAUGUUUAAUAGGUAGAGUUACCCCCUACUGGUCAUUCAAAGUAAUGCAGGUUUCAAGGCAUAGGCGCUUUUUACAUACAGUCUAUGCAUCCCUGUUAUUUGUCUCCUGUAUGAAUGCAGAUGAAAUGCCUCACUUUGUGAGCGUUUAGUAGUUUGUGACUUUAGUGCAAACAGCAAAAAGAGCAAAAACAACAUUCAGGCACCAUGAAGCACACUUCAGUUAUUACAACACAUUCAGAGAAAAUUCUUUAGUUCUUCUCGGUAAGUUUCAGUGAUUAUUCAGACGUCUUUAAGUGUUAAAAAAAAAGUGGCAUUCAGGAAAAAAAAGUCAGUCUCGGUACAAAAGAGGUUUAAAAAGUUCAGAUCCACUUAAAGAGUGUCAGUGAUUUCAGCCCUCUCAGUGCUGCUUCUCUGCUGAUCUUUGGUCAAGUCCCAGCAACAAAGAUGAGGAAAAACCUCCUACAGACCACCUCCAUGCCUCUGGAGUCCUGUUACCUGGAGGUCUGAGGGCCCAACAGUACCUGUACCUGUAAUAACCCGCCCUUAGACAGUUUUAAAGUAGCAGGGGUGUGUGUUCUCCAGCUGACUCGCUCCUCCUGGUGAGUUGCCGUGCUCGGGCCAGGAUGCGGUUCGGCAGUGGGGGGAAAUGGUGGCUAGGGUCCAGGACGUUGGUUUUGCGGCGCUCGCGCUCCUGCAGCCACAUGAGAUACGGGCUGGGCGGAAAGAAUGGGCGAGUUCGCUCUCGAUAGAGCUGCAGGACGAUCCCCCCGACGCCGAGGACCACCCAUACUGUGAUCAUGGCGUAAUCUGGAUGAGGAGGAAGAGGACGAAGAGGACUUGUUGAGAUGAGAUCAGAGGUUGGAUGGACAGAUGAAGAGAGUCGGGGUUUUACUCACCUAUGAUUUGAAACGGCACGUCUGUGAACACGGCGCUGAAGUUGUUGUUGAGGAAGCGUUUGAGGAUGUUCAGGGCGAUGUAGGAGAGGCUGGUGUAGAUGUAGGCGUUUAUGGCCAGGAUGACGGCGUACGCGCCGACAAUACCACACGUGACGAUGUUCCCCUGUUAAAGCAGCAACAGAUUCAAUGACUCUUCCAGGCCGCCCGUGGCUGUACAAGACGAUGAUAGGUCGGUUUAUGAUGCUUAAUGAUGGAAGAGUAAUGGACAGAUACUAUAACCUGUGUAACAUUUUGGUACUACCACUAGAGGGCGCCAGAGUCAGCUGUUUGAAGUGUAAACUAACUGAGUGAAGAGGGUCUAAGAGUUCAUUCAGUUACCUCUCGGGGCCAGCGCACAAAGAAGAGUGGAACGAUGACCAUGAUGCAGCAGAACGUCACCCAGAAAACCACAUCAGAGUGCCUGAACACGUCCAGAUCACCUG
This is a messenger RNA of Xyrichtys novacula (pearly razorfish), 42359 nucleotides long. NCBI's taxonomy places the organism in Eukaryota, Metazoa, Chordata, Actinopteri, Labriformes, Labridae. The record is from the annotation of a GenBank genome assembly.